Molecule: messenger RNA, 637 nt
Organism: Ornithorhynchus anatinus (platypus)
Lineage: Eukaryota; Metazoa; Chordata; Mammalia; Monotremata; Ornithorhynchidae
Gene: TREML1
Product: triggering receptor expressed on myeloid cells like 1
Exons: 2
Coding region: 68-637 (189 amino acids)
Cellular component (GO): cell surface
Molecular function (GO): signaling receptor activity
Source: RefSeq, a predicted model, not a curated record
UGCCCCCCGAGAGAGGACCGCUCUCCAGUCUCCUCCCCACCCACCACACCAGUGUGCCCAACCUAGCAUGGGCCCUGCCCUUGUCCUCCUGAUCCUCCUGGAACUGGCAGGCCAGAUCAAGGCAGAUGGUGACCUGGACGUGGUGCAGAGGCAGGAGGGUGAUUGCAUCUCUCUGGAAUGCCACUAUCCGCUGCAGCACUCCCGGGCACAGAAGAUCUGGUGCCGGGUGUCCACAGAGGGGGAGUGCCCGCCGCUGGCCUCUUCUGCGGUGAACAGGGGGAGCCCGCCUAGGAGCCGGGCACGGCUAACGGACCUGGGCAGAGGCUAUAGCGUGGUGACUAUGAAUGCCCUGAAGCCUGGGGACAGUGGAGAGUACAAGUGCAUGGUGGACACCACCCCCCAGUCACUGACUGUCAGGAGGGUCUCUCUGCAGGUCUCCCCCAGGGGUGAGGAUAUGGUCGGGGCAGCCCGGGGGCCCAGAGGGCUUUGUCCUGGGAAUCAAGGGGGUCUCAGUCUUGGGGGGGGAGCACUGAGGGCAUUCACGGGAAGUGUGGGGGGAGGGGAAGGAGGAGCCUUUCCCCAGCCUCAUAUCUGGGGGAAGGAAGCUGCUUCCUGGACUGUGGUUGGAGAUAAUUGA